AUGUCUGCAUAGAUAUUUUUUGUCUGGUGUUUGGAGAGCUUGAGAAACUAUUCAUCCUGUUAAAGUCCUCCUCACUACUCCUCACAGUUUCACACCUGAGGAGCUCUCUGAAGGGCUUACACGCUUUGGAUUAUGUCUACUGUGAUGCCUCAGCAACUGCCAAAAGAGGACGAAGAGGAGGAAGAUGAGGAGCAGGGGGAAGCGUUUUCCUUUGGCGACACUACAGACGAGGAGAAAAAUCAGGAGGACGGUAAAGGGAUCAGCUCUGACACUGUCAAGUGUGCCUCCUCAAAAAAGGAGGAGAAACCACAACCAGGCACUGAUGAAAAACAACCAGUAAAAACUCUGCCCCCUGCUGGACAGGAGGGGAAUGCCACCAAGGAUGCAGCAGCACUUUCUACUGGAGAUGUUCCAGUCAGUGAGUCAUCCCUCUGCUGGGCCUCAGCGGCGGCAGAAGGAGCAGCCGAGCCCGCUACCUCAGCUCCUCGUGAGGGAGGAGAAGAGCUCCCGGCACUUCCUGCGGACACGUUGGCUGAUUCAGGAGAGCACAGCAAAGAAAUCCUCAAGGAAAGCAGCGGCUCAAGGGAUGUCUCUGAAGCUGAAGCCGAGCCACAGACGCCGGAGGCUUCAGAGGUGAUCUAUGAUGACGUUCCGAGUGAGGACCCCCUCUCUCCCGACGACGAUUUGAUCUAUGAGGACGUCCAGAGAGAGAGCCGCCCUGCGGGUGCAGACAACGGGUGGAGCUCCAGCGAGUUCGAGAGCUAUGACGAGCAGUCUGAUAACGAGGCCAAACAACCAACACGGAGCAAGCUCUCCCCUGAAGUGCGUCGUCUGAGGGAUCGGUGUGCCAAGACAAAACGUGAUCUGGCCCAGAGGCUGUCUGGCAAGCACAACUAUGACGUCAAGGUCCAGCAGCUCAUGAAGGCGGCGAGAAGCGGGACGAAGGGUGGGCUCGAGAAGACCAAAAUAGCCGUCAUGCGGAAAGUUAACUUCCUGCAGAAAAAAGACCAACCGGAAGAGGAGGACGAUGCCGGGUACCUGGAUGUGGCUGUGUCAGAAGAGAAGCAUCCGCCCCCACAGCUGAGCCCCAUGCCGGAGGGGCUGACCAACCACCAGGUUGUCAGGCGCCAUAUCCUCGGCUCCAUCAUUCAGAGCGAGCGGAGCUACCUGGACUCCCUGAGGAGAAUCAUGCAGGAAUACCACAGACCAUUGAUGGAAGCCGAUCCACGCAUCCUGAGUCCGAGGAAGAUUCGGCCCAUAUUUUACCGCAUCAGGGAGAUCACACAGUGCCACUCCAUGUUCCAGAUCGCCCUGGCUUCACGUGUGGCAGAAUGGGACAGCUGUGAGAAAAUCGGAGACCUGUUUGUUGCCUCGUUUUCAAAGUCCAUGGUGCUGGAUGUUUACAGCGAGUAUGUGAACAACUUCACCAACGCCAUGGCUCUCAUCAAAAAGGCGUGCAUGUCCAAACCAGCUUUCCUGGAGUUCUUAAAGAGGAAGCAGUCGUCUAGUCUUGACCGGAUCACCCUGUACGGCCUCAUGGUCAAGCCGAUUCAGCGCUUCCCUCAGUUCAUAUUACUCCUGCAGGACAUGCUUAAGAACACACCGAAGGGCCACGUGGACCGUCUGCCCCUGCAGCUCGCUCUGACAGAGCUGGAGAUGCUGGCCGAGAAGCUGAAUGAACAGAAACGAGUAGCCGACCAGAUUGCAGAAACUCAGCAGCUAGCCCGCAGCGUCAGUGAUCGCCUGCUCAGUAAGCAACUCAACUCGGAGCAGGGGUCGCUGGUCCUCUGCGAGACGCUCAUUGAGACGGUGUACGGGGAACGGGGACAAGUCCUAAAGUCGAAGGAGAGAAAGGUCUUCCUCUUUGAUGAUGUGCUGAUCUGUGCCAACAUAAAUGUCAAGGGCCCCCCAGAUAUCAGCAGCCUGGUCCCUGUUGGCCCCAAGUACACCAUGAAGUGGAGCGCCCCCUUACAGCAGGUGCAGGUAGUGGAGGUGGGGCAGGAGGCCUCUCAGAGCAAAGACACCUUCUUCCAACAGAGCGGAGCCAGGCGGCCAAGUGGUGCAUGCACCUCAGGUAAAGCCAUCCUUGGUCCUCCGCGCCUCUACCAGGAGCUCCAGGAGCUGCAACAUGACCUUUCUGUGGUGGAGGAGGUCACUCUGCUGGUGGGCACGCUGCAGGGGAUGUACCAGAACCUGAACACCACUGUGGCCCAGGACUGGUGUCUGGCUCUGCAGAGGCUUAUUCGCAUCAAAGAAGAACAGAUCCAGAGUGCUAACAAAUGUCGCUUACGCCUGCAGGUGCCUGGAAGGCCAGACAAGUCCGGACGUCCUGUCAGCUUCAUGGUGGUCCUCAACACUCCCAACCCCCUCAGUAAGAUCUCCUGGGUCAACCGUCUGCACUUGGCCAAGAUAGCACAACGCGAGGAGAACUCACCGGGCUGGUUAUAUGGCGAGGACGAAGGGAAGUCGCUGGCCCCGUUCUUGUGUCCACUGCUGGCCAGUCAUAUGCCCGUCUUUGCUACAAAGUCAGCGGAGAGAAAGCUGGAGGCUGCCCUCCACAACCCUGUUCACUGUGCUUUGUUGGGCUUCUCUGCAGCGAGCACCUCCUUACCUCAAGGCUACCUCUGGGUGGCAGGCAGAGGAGAAGGUUCCCAGGGGCAGAUAGAGAUAUUCUCCCUCAACAGGCCCAUGCCAAGAGCUGUGAAGAGUCUGCAGGUCGGCUCAGGUGUCCGCUGUCUUGAAUAUGUGCCAGAAGCUUCCCCUAAUGAGGAAGAGGAGGCGGGAGUUCACAAGACCCCGUCGGGGAGCGCUGCCAACAUCUGUGUGGGAUUGGACGAUGGACGCAUACUGGUCUACGGCAGCGUGGACACCGCAGCCCAAUGCCUGCUGACCCUCCACAACCCAGACGGCUGCCCCGUGCUGUGCCUGAAGCACUCGGCUCGCUUCCUGUUCGCCGGCCUGCGGAACGGGGCGGUGAUGGUUUAUGGAAGGAGCAACAAAGAUGACCUUUGGGACCCUGACUCCAGCAGAUGUGUGAGCCUGGGCUCAGAACCAGUGCGGACACUGUUGGUGUUAGAUGACUCAGUGUGGGCAAGCUGCGGGAACUCUGUCACGGUCGUGGACAUCUUCAGCCUCGCCACCCAGAAGUUUGAAGUCCAUCCAGACCCGAUGGUCAGCGUUGCACACAUGGCUUGUGCCGGUGGAGGGGUGUGGAUGGCGUUCUCCGAGGGCUCCUCCAUUCGUCUCUUUCAUACUGAAACUCUGGAGCUUCUGCAGGAGAUCAACAUCUCAACACGCUCAACGCUGCUGAGCACCGGUCAGAAGAGCAUACGAGUAACGAGUCUCCUCAUCUGCCAGGGGCUGCUUUGGGUGGGCACCGCCCAGGGCUUAAUCAUCACCCUUCCAGUUCCCAAACUGGAGGGCAUCCCCAAAAUAACAGGAAAGGGAAUGGUGUCUCUGAACGCUCACUGCGGGCCUGUUGACUUCCUGGUAGCGACCACCAGCUCUCUGUCUCCUGACCUCCUGAAGAGGGACUCUGUGGGCGAUGGCCCGGACUCCGCCUGCGGAGGCGAGGACCGCAGCGACACCUCCUCCCAGGAAUCCCUGCAGCAAUCCGGCUCCUACCAGGGCGAGGGAAGGGGCAAAGGGCGCGGCGGCGUCCUGCUGCAGUACAAGCUGCGCACCACAUCGGGACUUCCGGGGCGGCCCUUAACGGCGCUGGGCGACGAGGCCUCGGACUCCUCCCUGGAAUCCCUGGAGCACAGCGUAGAGGACGGAUCCAUCUACGAGCUGAGCGACGACCCUGAAAUGUGGGUGCGAGGACGACCUUGUGAGAGGGACGGGGGACGCAGAGACAGGGUGAUCUCUGCGGCCGUUAUCUCCGGAGGGAAGGGCUUCCGUAGACUGAAGGAAGGAGCGGCGGCGGCGAGGACAAGCGGGGAGGGUUUGGAGAAUAUUCUUAUGGUUUGGCAGCUCCCACUGACAGUGUGAUUUGGGUAAUAUACGGCAAGGUGAUGUGUAUUUAUAGAUGUCUGGACAGCUUAGCCUCGAACCACUCGUUCCAUAAAUUCAAGGGAUUUGAAUACAUGAUGAGAAGGAGUUGCCGCGGUUACAGGCCUUGACAUGCUAUAAUUCAGCCUGUGGAAUAAGGACAUAUAUACUGUUUACUAGAGGUACCGUCAGCCUAUAGGACACUCUGAAUGUUGAGGACUGUGUGUCAUCAUCUCCCCCGCAGCAGCAGCAGCAGCAGCAGCAGCAGAGGCCGACACAAAUUAGCUCCCUGUGAUUGUUUUGAUCGGGUUCCUCUUCCUGCAUUAGUUAAGACUGAUACGCCUCAAUUUAACCUCAUCAUGGCUGCGAUAAUGUGGUCCGCCACAUUUAUUUUAUGCGAAAGGACUUGUGUGCGAGCAGCCAUGACAGCUCGGCUUGGAGAGGCAGCCGUUUUUUUGUGGAAUGUGCCACGCUCGGCAGAGUCGGAGAUGGACAUCUUUUAUCUGAUCCUGAGGGAGAGAUCCCAUCUGUUUGGAGCGGAAAGCUGGGGACUUCCACUGCAUCACAAAGCACAUUAGCAUCACUUUAUUAGCUUCGCCAGCCUGUCUCUCAUCCCAUACAAUGUGAAUGUACGAUACCUUCUUUUGUGUCUCCGAAAAUUCAAUCUCUGCUCUCUUUUAAAAAAAAAAAAAAAAAAAAAG
Molecule: messenger RNA, 4691 nt
Organism: Labrus bergylta (ballan wrasse)
Lineage: Eukaryota; Metazoa; Chordata; Actinopteri; Labriformes; Labridae
Source: RefSeq, a predicted model, not a curated record